Messenger RNA from Dalotia coriaria, 5104 nucleotides. It is a transcript of the gene Khc, whose product is annotated as kinesin heavy chain. Gene Ontology annotation, molecular function: ATP binding; microtubule binding; microtubule motor activity. Gene Ontology annotation, cellular component: microtubule. Gene Ontology annotation, biological process: microtubule-based movement; mitotic cell cycle. NCBI's taxonomy places the organism in Eukaryota, Metazoa, Arthropoda, Insecta, Coleoptera, Staphylinidae. The transcript is spliced from 9 exons. The record is from RefSeq and is a predicted model, not a curated record. Bases 469 to 3417 code for a protein of 982 amino acids.
GUUCGAUUUCCAUUUAGACGUCAAGAUGGCCGUUUCGCCGCUGGUCGAAGCGUAAAAAACCAGCCGACGUCAGUCCGGUGUGCAUCAGCAGGCAGGCCAACCGAGUACGCCGAGUGUAUCGCAUUCGUUUCGCCACCAUAGAAACCGAAGACGCGCCGGCAAAAAAACGGACUAUCAGCCGCAAGGGUGGCACACAUUUCUAGUGCGUGCGUGGGAGGUAACAAUCGGCAACAAUCAGCGCAAGUACUCGAUUCGGCGCGAGGGUUGCGGACGUGGUGCGCGCUCCAUACACCGCACACAAUCAUCAACUCCACCUAGUUGCAUCGGAGAGUCUCCGGUCGUGAUCCAGCUCGCGGUUCGCAUGAGUAGAAGCAUCGUACACGUGUUGCAGUGGGAUCCGAAGCGUUGAUCCCCGGUGGUGUGCUGAAAGUGCAGGAAACGCCGGCAAGUUAACAACACAGCGGCAGGAUGUCGGGCGAACGCGAAAUACCCGCCGAGGAUAGCAUUAGGGUAGUGUGCCGAUUUCGGCCACUCAACGACAGCGAAGAGAAGGCUGGCUCGCAAUUCGUUGUAAAAUUUCCAUCCGGAUCCGACGAGAAUUGCAUAUCUAUCGCGGGAAAAGUUUAUCUAUUUGACAAAGUUUUUAAACCGAAUGCGACACAAGAGAAGGUCUACAAUGAGGCGGCCAAGAGUAUUGUCAGCGACGUCCUGGCUGGUUACAAUGGAACGAUUUUCGCUUACGGCCAGACGUCAUCCGGUAAAACGCACACGAUGGAAGGUGUGCUUGAUGACCCUGCCAAGCAGGGUAUCAUCCCACGUAUUGUCAACGACAUCUUCAACCACAUCUACCAGAUGGAGGAGAAUUUAGAGUUUCACAUUAAAGUUUCCUACUUUGAGAUUUACAUGGAUAAAAUUCGUGAUUUACUUGAUGUUUCUAAGGUGAAUUUAAGUGUGCACGAAGACAAAAAUCGUGUGCCUUUUGUCAAGGGCGCAACGGAAAGGUUUGUUUCGUCACCGGAUGAGGUCUUUGAAGCUAUCGAGGAGGGAAAAUCUAAUAGACAUAUUGCUGUAACCAACAUGAAUGAACAUUCGUCGCGUUCACACUCGGUGUUUCUUAUCAACGUCAAACAGGAAAAUAUGGAAAAUCAGAAGAAACUCUCCGGAAAGUUGUACCUGGUAGAUUUGGCUGGUUCCGAAAAAGUUUCAAAAACUGGCGCGGAGGGUACAGUAUUAGACGAAGCUAAAAACAUCAACAAAUCCCUCUCGGCGCUCGGUAAUGUCAUCAGUGCCCUGGCCGACGGCAACAAAACGCACAUCCCCUAUCGAGAUUCUAAAUUGACGCGUAUUCUACAAGAGUCACUCGGUGGUAAUGCGCGGACGACGAUCGUCAUCUGCUGCUCGCCUGCCAGCUUCAACGAGUCGGAAACCAAAUCCACUCUGGAGUUCGGUAAGCGUGCAAAGACGGUGAAGAACGUCGUCUGCGUGAACGAGGAGCUCACUGCUGAAGAAUGGAAGCGCAGAUAUGAGCGUGAGAAGGAAAAAGUGGGCAGGCUCAAGGGUAAAGUUGAGAAACUUGAAGCUGAGCUUGCGAAAUGGCGUGCUGGGGAGACUGUUGAUACUGAGGAACAGGUCAAUCUCAAUGAGAUGGAUGCUAGUACUCCUAGCAACAUCAUGGAGGAGUCGACAGCUGCACCAAUUGCUGGACCAAUUCCAGCCACGCCUGCGCUCAUGAUUGGCUCCACUCUGGGUUCUGAAGAUAGACAGAAACUGGAGCAGGAACGCGAGAGAUUAUACCAACAGUUGGAUGAGAAAGAUGAGGAGAUUAACCAACAGAGUCAGUAUGUCGAGAAGCUCAAGGAGCAGAUGAUGGAGCAGGAUGAUCUUAUCGCUGCCACCCGUCGGGACUACGAAGCCUUACAAGCUGAGAUGAACCGCAUUCAGCAAGAAAAUGAAAGCGCAAAGGAAGAGGUGAAGGAAGUCCUGCAAGCCCUGGAGGAACUCGCUGUUAAUUACGAUCAGAAGAGUCAGGAAGUUGAGGCAAAGAACAAGGAGAUGGAGAGUCUUUCCGAGGAACUCAUGCAGAAGCAGGCUUCAUUCAACACAACUUCUUCGGAAUUACAACAGUUGAGGGAUAUGAGCACACAUCAGAAGAAGAGAAUUGCUGAUAUGCUGUCCAACUUAUUGAAGGAGUUGGGUGAUAUCGGCAGUGUGCUUGGCUCGGAACGAACCGAUUUGAAUAUCUCCAACGAUGCUGCCAAGCUGGAGGAGGAGUUCACUGUGGCGAGGUUGUAUAUUAGUCGCAUGAAGAGUGAUGUGACUAAUAUCACAACGCGUCUCAAUGAGCUGGAGGCCUCACACAAGGACAGCAACCGUAAGGUGGUUGAUUAUGAGAAGGAAUUAGCCGAGGGGAGAUUGUUGAUUUCACAGCAUGAAGCUAGAAUGAAGAGUUUGCAGGAGAGCAUGCGCGAAAGCGAGAAUAAGAAACGUGCGCUCGAGGAGAAUGUCGAUGCGUUGCGUGAAGAAUGCGCUAAGUUAAAGGCUGCUGAACAAGUUAGCAGUGUGAGCGAAAGUGAGAAGAAGGAAGCCAACCAGAUGCGUGUCGCUUUGGAACAGCAGAUGGAUCAAUUGCGUGAUGUGCACCAGAAACAAGUGGCGCAGUUGCGAGAUGAAAUCUCUGAGAAGCAACAAAUGCUUAACGAUAUCAAGGAUUUGAACUCAAAACUGCAACUGACGCAGCAACAGCUCCAGGCCGAUUACGAGAAGGUCAAGUCGGAGGAGUCGGAGAAAUCCAACAAGCUGCAGGAACUCAUUUCGACGAACGAAAGACGCGAGCAGGCACGCAAGGACCUCAAAGGGCUGGAGGACACCGUCGCCAAGGAGUUGCAGACUUUGCACAACCUGAGGAAGCUAUUCGUUCAAGAUCUUCAGGCUCGUAUUAAGAAGGCAAUCGCAAGCGACGACACCGACGAAGAUGGCGGCUCCCUGGCGCAGAAACAGAAGAUUUCGUUCUUGGAGAACAACCUGGAUCAGUUGACUAAGGUGCACAAGCAGUUGGUGCGUGAUAACGCCGACUUGCGUUGUGAACUGCCGAAGUUGGAGAAACGUCUUCGUGCAACGAUGGAAAGAGUCAAGGCAUUGGAGUCGGCGUUGAAAGAUGCCAAGGAGGGUGCUAUGCGUGAUCGCAAACGGUACCAAUUUGAGGUGGAUAGAAUCAAGGAGGCUGUGAGACAGAAGAACUUGGCGCGUCGCGGACCGGUGCCGCAGAUUGCAAAGCCGAUUCGGGCUGGACAGCAGCAUCAUCCUGUCAUUAGCGGCGGCGGACAAACGGCGAUUCGUGGUGGAGGCGGUGCACCGAUGCAACGCUCCACACCGGACGAUAACAAACGCAAGUCCGUCAUUAGCAGAGAUGAAAGUUGAAUGAGUGCUCCUGCUCCGAGGUGCUAGUAACAUUUACGCAACCAACCCAACACACCAAAUAAACAAAGAAACAAAAGCAUUCGCAUCAGCGCAUCUGCAAUCAAUUAUUUAACGACGUUCAGCAAAGGGAGGAUCUUAUUACCCGAUUUAUGAUUUGUACGGAAAAAUAAAAAUAACUCGUGUCUCGUGUGCUUGAGAAAAACUUGCAAAAAAAAAAAACAUAAAAACGGCUUUAGCAUGUAAGAUGCACUAAUUUAUGAUAAUCACUAUGCUGCAAGACGUGCUGCGACAGAUAAGAAAACGUAAACGCAUCUAAGUCCGCAUUCGUUGUUCAAAAUAAAGAAAUUGACACAAAUAAUAGGAAAACGCGUGGGAGAACGAAGAGUAAAAAAAUCUAUGAGAAAGAAAUUAGUAGGCAUUAUUUUCCGGAUUAUUUUUCUAACAUUUUGUAAAACAAUUUUGAAGAGAUUCGGAGACGGUUUGGAAAGAUUUGUGUGCAAAUAGUAUUAAUCUACACGAUGCGCGAGCGCUAUCUAUAAAGAAACACCAUGGUACUAAUUUUUAGUUACUUAACAAAAAAAUGGAAAAAAGUAUUUGUAUAAAUGUUUUAUCGUAGCAAAUGUUCAUUUUCACAAACUCACACGACAUGGUUCAAUGAGACACCAGAAACACGCAAUGCUUUUAUCAUCUAUUCAGUAAUUUAAAACUACAAUAUGAGAAGAACAUACUUGAAGCAAGAAAAAGGUUACUUAGACAAUUUUUAAUUUAUAUUUUAAGUAAUAUUUAUAAUGAUUUCUAUUUAUCGAGGGUGGGCGUCUUGUAAUUACCUCUUUUGCUUUCCUCUGAUGCAACCUACCCUUGGUUGUAAAUUUGAGUUUAAACAAUUCUAUUUAAAUUCGAUGGUUAAGUGAGAAUUUCGAUUCGUUUGGAUUUUGUUUGGCGUCAAACGCACGGCGAGGACACGCUUGACUGCUGUGCAAGCGUCGUGUUGCUCGCUGCGUUUGGCUGCCAUCUUUGUCAAACGUGUAGGCUUUAAGAUGGCGGUUGAGUCGCUAUCGUAAAGCGGAAAUGCACCAUUUCGCGCGACCGUAUAUUCACCUAAUAUGUAUUGUGAUAUAUUUGUUUGUAACUUUUAUUUUUUGUUUGAUUCGACGAACUUUUAAUUAAUUUGCUUCUUGAUUUUGUAAACGAACCGCUGACACGCUCGCUCUUCCAUUGAGUUUCUUUCUCGAGGAGCGUCUUAGGUAAACAUUUAGUUUGAAAGUUUUCACGCACGGCAUUAAAUAAACAGUUUAAUAUUACCAUUAAGCGAAUACUACCCGUUCCCCCUAACUGUUUAGUUUGUUUGUAUGCAUAAGUAAUUUAUAUUUGAUGAACGGAACGCAAGUGUAAUUUGUUUAAUUUUGUAAUUAUAGUUGUACGACGGACGACACUAAGCGACAGACAUUGAUUUAAAACCUGCUGCGGGAUUGCAAUUUUAGUGUAAAAUUUAUUAGUGGCAAAGCGAACGAAAGUACGGGAAGAGAUAUGAAAUCAUGCUUGUUUAUAAAUGAAGAAUAAAACGAUUUUAUGAUUUUUGUCGAUAUGAGAUAUCAAGCGGUAUUGCUAUUGAUAUUUGGAUAUAUCAGUAACUGAAAUGAUUAUUAUUCUCUUCGAUUCUAAUAAAAAUAAACAUAAUUACUGCUAA